This is a messenger RNA of Eublepharis macularius, 1663 nucleotides long. It is a transcript of the gene PNRC1, whose product is annotated as proline rich nuclear receptor coactivator 1. The record is from RefSeq and is a predicted model, not a curated record. Gene Ontology annotation, biological process: nuclear-transcribed mRNA catabolic process, nonsense-mediated decay. The transcript is spliced from 2 exons. Gene Ontology annotation, cellular component: nucleus; P-body. The coding region runs from base 198 to 1061 and encodes 287 amino acids. NCBI's taxonomy places the organism in Eukaryota, Metazoa, Chordata, Lepidosauria, Squamata, Eublepharidae.
GUCGAUUUUCUUCAGUUCCCCGCCAUGUUCUCCUAGUAGCAGAUGUGAUCGUUUUACCAUCGCAGCCCCGUCAAGUCUAAGCGGGCGCUCCGCAAUCGCAUCCCUGCAACCCUGGCUGUUUUUUCUCAGCCGCUCGUCCAACUUUUUUUUUCGCCUCCCCGCCCUGCUUGCCGAAACGCGACUCCUAACUCUUCGCUAUGGUGACGACCACUGCGCCUUCGCCCUUCCUGGCCCGGGUCUCGGCCGGCCCCGAGGACCCCUGGCGGUUUUCCACAUCCCUAUUACAGCGCCUCAUGAAGGCGGACACCGGCGGCGAAGGCCACCAAACCAAUCGAUGUUUGGUGGGACCGGGCGGCAGCCCCAGGCCGGCACUGAAGAGAGUGAGGAGAAGGAAAGGGAAAAUACGGUCCACCCCCUCCGGCCUCUCCCAGAGCCGCUACCAACAGCACCAACAACAUCGCGCCGGCUUGGGGCGAAGGAACGCCGCACAAGGCGUACGCAGCCCCUACGAAGCCCCCACAGCUUCACCAGAGCCCGAUCGCGAAAUGGGCCCAAUCGAGGAAGCUCCAGCAGCUUCUUCGAGACCAGCCCCUGUCAGCAAGCCUCUCAGGAAAGAGUUGUUGAAAAACAAGAUGGGAAAAUCUGAGAAGGCUACCAUUCCAUACAAUCAAUCUGUUCAUAGUCUACAUCUUUGUGAACAAUCAAAAAUUAACAGACAGAGGAGCAAAUGUAAUAUACAAUUAAACAAGAUUCCACCUGCAAAAAAAAGUGAAAAUAACUUUUGGCAAGAAUCGGUGUCAUCUGAGCUCAUUAAAAAGCAGGAGAAAAAAACUGUGAAAAAACCAGAAAACAGCAAAAAUAUGAAAUCAAAGAAACCCGUCUUUCUUACUGAAGCGAACCAAAAAGAAAAUUAUGCUGGGGCAAAAUUUAGUGAACCUCCUUCACCCAGUGUCCUUCCAAAGCCUCCCAGUCAUUGGGUAGGAAAUACUGUCCAAUAUUCUGACCAAAAUAGGGAGAUGAUGGCAGUCCAUCUAAAAACUCUCUUAAAAGUUCAAGCAUAGUAUAUGGAUAAUUUUACCAAGAACACACAAGAAAUGUGAAACCUGCCUUGUUGCAACAAGUGCAAAAGACUGUCAAGUCUUAACAUUGCAAACGUGUACUCUAUUUUUUAUGGUUGUGUAAAUACUGUAUAUCAUGUAAUGUGUAUAUUCAUAUUUUGAGGUACAUUUUAGUUUUGUUAUGAAAGGAUGUAUUUUACACUGCCCACAUGGUAGAUGGUUUUGUAUAUAGUAAUGGACAACUUGUAACGUGUGCUUAACACAUGGAAGACUUGACAAUGUUUGCACAAAGUAAUGAGAUUGUAAAACACUCAUCUCAAGAUUGAAAUGGCAAUGUGAAAACAAAUUACUAAGGCACUACUGAAAUGUUUCACAAUCUGUGGCACAAUACUUAAUUGAAGUUUUUAUAAAAAUGUUAAUCUGUUUGUAACAGUAUUUGGCGUUAAAUUCAAUUCCUUCUUAAAGACACAGUUGGAAUGUGAGCUAAAUAAUCCAGUAAUUUAGCAUAGCUGAUUCUCUUUUUAAAAAAAUGGAGCUGUGCUUUUCGCCCAGAGAUAAUUGGUGAUUUUUUAAAAAAUUAAAUAAAACAAUUUGGCCUCCCCUUA